Molecule: messenger RNA, 1492 nt
Organism: Annulohypoxylon truncatum
Lineage: Eukaryota; Fungi; Ascomycota; Sordariomycetes; Xylariales; Hypoxylaceae
Product: NAD(P)-binding protein
Exons: 4
Coding region: 241-996 (251 amino acids)
Source: RefSeq, a predicted model, not a curated record
GGUAAAGUGCGACGCUAGAUACCUUGUUAGCAUAGCACUCUACUAGGUAUCACCCGAGGGAACCCCUCAUUAUAAUAUGGAUACUGAAGUUGCCUACAAGGCCACCAUGAUAUGAGAUAGAAUUAUUUUCUUCGCUUUUACCAUUUUGUUUAUUUUAUAAUUUCAAGUCUUGUUUCGAAAAAUCUCUCUGCAUAUACCAAGAAACCAAGAGCAAGUUUCUGAAAGAAGCUCUGAUAUAUCAUGUCAGUCGCAUUGAUCACGGCGGGAAGCGCCGGACUCGGAGCGGCUGCGAGUCGGCUCUUUGCCAAGAACGGUUUCCGGGUCAUCGUGAACUAUGCGAACAACGAGGAACGAGCAAACAAGCUCCUUGCUGAAUUGCCGGCUCUGUCUACUCUACCCCAUGACAGUACAAGCGAAAACUUCGCCGUUAUCAAAGCUGAUCUGGGUAGUCGAGACGAUAUAAACCGCCUUGUCAAGGAGACCGUUGAUAGGUUCGGCAGGCUGGAUGUCAUCUUUUCAAAUGGUGGAUGGACGCGCUUUCGUGGCAUGAUCAGCAUCGAUGAUAAUGCAUACGAAGAGGACUGGGAUCGUACUUUCAACCUUAACGUGAAAUCUCAUAUGUGGCUUAUGCAAGCUGCUAAGAAACACCUUGAUGAAACCGAGGGGGCUUUCAUCACCACCGCCUCCAUUGCUGGUGUAAUACCUAGCGGAAGCUCUUUGCCUUAUUCCGUUACUAAAGCCGCGCAAAUCCAUCUGGUAAAAGCGCUAGCGAUUAUGGCUGCUCCCAAGAUCAGGGUUAAUUCUGUGUCCCCCGGCUUACUACUCACGGACUGGGCAGAAAAUUUCUCAGAAGAGGGUAAACAAAGCCAUAUACAGAAGACUAAACUUAAGCGCGUCGCCACUGUCGAGGAUGUCGCGGAGCAGGUUCUUCUUUUCGCAAAGAGCAGGAGUAUCACGGGGGUUAACGUCGUGGUCGAUGCUGGUUUCACUUUGUGACCUCGCCUCGUCACAAGACUGGCCUUGGCCACUUCUAUAUAUUAUUCUCUGUGUAUACAAGUGUGUAUGUUAGUUUGAGAAGAGAUAAUGGAGCAUGGUGGCUAUUUGAUCAGCUUAUAGACACUUCACCAGGAAUAGGUGGUAUAGUCCUAACUCAAGUGUAAUACGCGCUUCUGCUAAGGUCGAUAUACCUAGUAUUUAUAGGCUUCGGUGUGAGCCUAGAGGCUAUAAGUGAGCGAAUCGCGAGUCGUACUUGUCUAGCUGCUGCCUAGGUAGGUAAAGAAGUGUUAAUAGGAUAGAAAGCCUUGAAGAGAUCAUAUGGCUUCACAACAGAAAUCAUGCGGCUUAUAGGAUGAAAGUUAUAGGUAAGUCAUAAAACGAUAUCACGGGAGACUUUGAAGAGACAAAUAAGACGAAAAGUCUAGGCGGAAGUGUAUAAAGUGGGAUGACGCUAAAACCUAUCUCUUGUGUUACAGUUCCCAGGCUGCCACGUGGG